UUUCUCAGAAGUUCAGGAGUAUAAGUUAGUGUUGGUAGGCUAUCUGGAACCUCUCAAACACCCGUCGUACAAGCAGAAUGGAAGCUAUCAAGAAAAAGAUGCAGACAAUGAAACUAGAGAAGGACAAUGCUAUUGAUCGGGCAGAAACAGCUGAACAGCAAUCUCGAGAGGCUAAUGCACGAGCCGAUAAAGCUGAUGAAGAAGUGAGAGUUCUUCAGAAGAAGAUCCAGCAAAUUGAAAAUGAAUUGGAUUCAGUUCAAGAACAACUGACCAGUUUCAACAUCGAACUAGAAGAAAAAGAAGUUUCCCUUCGGAAUGCUGAAUUAGAAGUUUCUACUCUCAACAAGCGGGUUCAACUUUUGGAAGAAACUCUGGAGAAGUCUGAAGAAAGAUUGAAGGUAUCUACUCAACAACUAGAUGAAACAUCCCAAGUCGCUGAUGAAACUGAACGGCAACGCAAAUCUUUGGAAAACCAAACAAACCUAGAUGAUGACAAGAAAUCUGUUUUAGAAACGGAGUUAAACCAAACUAGGUCACAAUUAACAGAAUCGGAGAAAAAUAAUGAAGAGAUGACCCGCAAGAUUGGUGUGUUAGAAUCAGCUUUGGAACAAGCAGAACAAAGAGUUAAUGAGGGAGAGAGGUGA
Limulus polyphemus (Atlantic horseshoe crab) is the source of this 644-nucleotide messenger RNA. Its product is annotated as tropomyosin-like. The coding region runs from base 78 to 644 and encodes 188 amino acids. Gene Ontology annotation, biological process: muscle contraction; actin filament organization. NCBI's taxonomy places the organism in Eukaryota, Metazoa, Arthropoda, Merostomata, Xiphosura, Limulidae. Gene Ontology annotation, molecular function: actin filament binding. The transcript has 5 exons. The record is from RefSeq and is a predicted model, not a curated record. Gene Ontology annotation, cellular component: actin filament.